AUGGCCAGCAACAUCAUCGGCAACAGGAACAGCACCCCGGAGGCGUCUAAAACCUCACUUCGCCCACCCACCUCCAGGACCAUCGGCACAUCCGGGUCUCAUACCCAACCUGUCCGUUCUUCUGCCGACAUGUCUUUUGCCUCUCCCCUCUCGGCACGUACCAUGCGCCCCGCUUCCGAAGUCUUAUACAACCAACAGUCUCAGCAAGGCAGCAUGGAUGAUUCGAGCAAGUUGGGGGAACAAUGGAUUCAAGACAUUGAACAAUACGAAACCAUGCUAGAAGAGAUGGCUGCUGCGACAUUGGAUCAGGACUUCAAAGACGAGUUGAGUGCCAUUGAGCAAUGGUUUCGAGUCCUGAGCGAGGCUGAGCGCACGGCUGCCACCUAUGCCUUGAUUCAACAGACCACCCAAAUGCAGCAACGAUUCUUUGCUCAGGUUUUGAACCAGAUGUCCAAAAGCCAUCCCAUUUCCGGCGUUCUCUCACCUGCAAAUUUUGGAGAAAAAGAUGCUAUGUCCAGCCGCCUCAGCGAUGCCAUGUCCAAGUUGAAUGUGGAUGACCGGAGAACGUCUCUAACUCGACCACCAGUCUCCCCUGCCGGUAAUAAGCGUAACUCAGGCUUGGACCAAUCCACCAUCCACGCAAUGUUUCCUGACGCUGUCGCCGCAAUUCAGCAGCAAAAGGCCGAGUACGCUCAACAGACAGGCAACCCGCCGCCAUCAAACAGGAACAGCAUGGUUGUAGGAGAUCGCAGCUCAUUAGUGGCCCCAACCAUAGCGGCCCCGAGAGAGUCCAAGACAGAUGCCAUGAGUUGGCGUCAGGGCGGUGGAGAUGGCCAGCAGCCUCCCAUAUCCAGACCCAAAUCCUCAUCUGGCCACCAGGGUCAGCAUCAGCCGAUGGGUCAGUUCAGUCAACCCCCGUCGUCUGGGGCUCUUCGCUCUCCGCGUCCAUUGGGAGCUUCCGGCGGCAACAUUCAAAGCACCACUUUGACUGCCCCGGACCCUGUAUCGAGUGAGAUGCCACUUCUGUCUCCUUACAACGUAGGGAACCAGAGUUGGGCGUCAAUGACCAAUACCCCAAUGGUCCCCAACUUCAGCCAAGCUCAGUCUCAUAGCGAAAUGGUGGCCAAUGCAACUGCCAUGAAACUCGCUGCCCUGUCCACCGUCAACAACAGAAUUGCUCUGGACGAUGUCAAGAAGUACCGUCGUGCCAGAUCUAAUGAACCACAACCACCGACGCAGCCACCGAUGACACCUGGAAUUACAGCUUCUGGCAUUCCGGGUAUCAAUACUAUCAUGGUGAACGAUCACGGACAAAUCCUAAACGCUCAACAAGUAGCAGCAAUUCAAGCGCAACAGAUUGCUGCAGCACAAGGACGCCGAUCUCGGCCCAAUUCUCCCGGCCUCCCCUUACCGACUCCUCUUGGACAAACAGCUUUCUCUUCUCCUCAACACAACGGAUUCUUGGCUGCGUAUGAGGGAGCGCCGAUCAUGAUCGGUGCAGGGAUGCCGGGGCUAGUUCCCCAGACGGGCCUGUUCGGUACCGGUGGCGAAGGGUAUCUGUCUGACCAUUCUGAGAUCAAUCGGGGCCGGUCGCCUAGAGGGCGCCGCGGGAGCUCCAAACCUCCCGAAGACCCGACCGAUCCCAAUUUGCUGAAAGAUAUCUCGACAUGGCUUCGAUCACUGAGACUACACAAAUAUACCGACAAUUUGAAAGAUCUCAAAUGGGAGGAAUUAAUACAGCUCGAUGACAAAGGGCUGGAGGCCCGUGGUGUGAAUGCUUUAGGUGCGCGAAAUAAGAUGCUCAAGGUAUUUGAGCAAGUCAAAGAAGCUCAGGCGGAAGGCAAGCUGUAG
Cladophialophora psammophila CBS 110553 is the source of this 1851-nucleotide messenger RNA. Its product is annotated as protein vts1. Gene Ontology annotation, molecular function: mRNA binding; translation repressor activity; protein binding. Gene Ontology annotation, cellular component: P-body. The transcript is spliced from 2 exons. Bases 1 to 1851 code for a protein of 616 amino acids. NCBI's taxonomy places the organism in Eukaryota, Fungi, Ascomycota, Eurotiomycetes, Chaetothyriales, Herpotrichiellaceae. The record is from RefSeq and is a predicted model, not a curated record. Gene Ontology annotation, biological process: regulation of mRNA stability; nuclear-transcribed mRNA poly(A) tail shortening.